CUCUGAGGCUGCAAACACUCCUUCACUGCUCCCAUCCCUCCUUCUUUCUUCUCCUUUUCUUUCCAAAACUUUUAUAGGAUUUAACGGGACCAGCGUGCGAGUGUGUAAGUGGGGGAAGGAGGGGGGAUACUCCUCUGUUUCCGUGGCGAUGAGUUUGAUGGGCAGUCGGUGGAUCUAGGUCACGAAACCAGCGGCGACAGCUUAUCAUCUGACAGGAAGUCAGAGGAAAGAGUUCCUCCAUGGCCAAAGUAGGUCCAUCCGUCCAGUCCCUGCCAGACAUGGAGGCGGAGCCAGGUGAGCCAGGUGAGCCAGGUGAAGCCAGAGCCAAUCAAAGAGCCGGAGCAGGAGCUCUAUUUAACGUCAACAACAGCAACAACAACGAUGAAGAGGAGGAAAAGAAGAAAAAGAAGAAAGAGAAGAAAGAGAAGAAACAGAGGAAAGAGAAAAAGGAGAAGGAGAAGCAAGAGAAGAAGGAGAGGAAGGAGAAGAAGCAGAAGGAAAAAGAAGAGAAGGAGAAGGAGAAGGAGAAAGAGAAGGAGAAAGAAGAGAAGGAGAAGAAAGCCAAGGAGGAGGCUUCGAAGGAGAUCACGGUGUUUGAUCCAGCAGGUAACAACUACUACCACUGGCUCGGUGUCAUCACCGUCCCCGUCAUGUACAACUGGACCCUGAUCAUAGCCAGGGCAUGUUUCGAGGAGCUACAGUCCGACUAUUUGUUACUAUGGUUCCUCGUGGACUUAAUCUGCGACGUCAUCUACAUCGCUGACAUGUACUUCAGAACGAGGACCGGUUACCUGGAGCAGGGUCUGCUGGUGAAGGACGAGCAGAAGCUGCGUCAGCGCUACAUGGUUAGCUUCCAGUUCAAACUGGACCUGAUCUCCAUGAUUCCCACGGACCUGCUGUACUUCGUCUUCGGACCCAAAUACCCAGAAAUCCGCCUCAACAAGCUGUUCAGGUUUAACAGGAUGCUGGAGUUCUUCCAGCGGACGGAGACCAGGACCAACUACCCCAACGCUCUGCGUAUCUCCAACCUCGUCAUGUACAUCGUGAUCAUCAUCCACUGGAACGCCUGCCUCUACUACUCCUUCUCCAAGGCCAUCGGUUUCGGAGCCGACAGGUUUGUGUAUCCCGACCCGACGGAUCCAGAGUUCGGUCGUCUGAUUAGGAAGUAUGCCUACAGCAUGUACUGGUCCACUCUAACGCUCACCACCAUCGGAGAGACUCCGCCACCCGUGGAGAACUCCGAGUACAUCUUCGUCGUCACAGACUUCCUGGUCGGUGUGUUGAUCUUCGCUACAAUCGUCGGAAACGUUGGUUCGAUGAUCACCAACAUGAACGCUGCCAGAGCAACCUUCCAGGCUCGCAUCGACGCCAUCAAACAGUACAUGACCUUCAGAAAGGUAACGACGGAUCUGGAAAAGCGAGUCAUCAAGUGGUUUGACUUCCUGUGGACCAAUAAGAAAGCGGUGGAUGAGAGGGAGGUGUUGAAGUAUCUGCCGGACAAACUGAGAGCCGAGAUCGCCAUCAACGUCCACCUGGACACGUUAAAGAAGGUUCGUAUCUUUGCGGACUGCGAGGCGGGGCUGCUGGUGGAGCUGGUGCUGAAGCUGCAGCCGCAGGUCUACAGCCCCGGAGACUACAUCUGUAAGAAGGGCGACAUCGGCAGGGAGAUGUACAUCAUCAAGGAGGGAAAACUGGCCGUUGUCGCCGACGACGGCAUCAAGCAGUUUGUCGUCCUGAGCGACGGAAGCUACUUUGGAGAGAUCAGCAUCCUGGCUAUCAAAGGAAGUAAAGCAGGAAACCGGAGGACGGCCAACAUCCGGAGCAUCGGCUACUCGGACCUGUUCUGUCUGUCCAAGGACGACCUGAUGCAGGCGCUGACGGAGUAUCCUGACGCUAAAGCUCUGCUGGAGGAGAAGGGACGGCAGAUUCUCAUGAAGGACGGCCUGCUGGACCUGGAGGUGGCGGCCCAGGGCCCGGACCCUAAGGAAAUGGAGGAGAAGGUAGACCGGAUGACGAGCGAGCUGGACGUCCUGCAGUCCCGCUACGCCCGGCUGCUGGCCGAGCACGAAGCCACGCAGAGCAAACUCAAGCACCGCGUGGCCACGCUGGAGAGGAAGCUACGGCCGCCGCUACCGCCGCCGCUACCGCUGCCGGGUGAUGCCCCGCCCCCCCCGACACCGGAGGCAUAGACAACCACAGAAGAAAAAGAAG
Molecule: messenger RNA, 2211 nt
Organism: Sander lucioperca (pikeperch)
Lineage: Eukaryota; Metazoa; Chordata; Actinopteri; Perciformes; Percidae
Gene: cnga1b
Product: cyclic nucleotide gated channel subunit alpha 1b
Exons: 15
Coding region: 240-2189 (649 amino acids)
Biological process (GO): monoatomic cation transmembrane transport
Cellular component (GO): intracellular cyclic nucleotide activated cation channel complex; plasma membrane
Molecular function (GO): protein-containing complex binding; cGMP binding; intracellularly cAMP-activated cation channel activity
Source: RefSeq, a predicted model, not a curated record